UUUGGGUUAGUUGUACAGUUGUUUCUUGUUCUUGUUUCUGAACUAGCUACUGACAAAAGAAAUCAAGAUCAAGCCGAAGCCAAUCGAAAUCUCUGUCGAGAUCAAGUAAAAAAUGAAAAAGACAAACUCAAACAAUGUCAAAACAAUGUCAAAACCGCCGAAAAAGAGCAAAACACUGCCGAAAACGAACUUCGCAAACAAGAACAAAGGGAAACAGCAGCACGUCAACAUCUUCAAAAAUGUCAAGAAGAAGAAGCAACUCGGGCUCGAGAACGUCAACAAGCUGAAGAAGAAGAAAGACGUGCACAGCACAAUACACAAAUGUCAGAGCAGGAAUUACAAUUAGCCGACCAAGCAUUACAAAUUGCUGAAGCAGCUGCAGCCGCAAUGGCACUCAUCAAUCCCGUCGCUGCUGCAGCCGUUGCUGCCGCUAGCAAGCUUGUUCAAAUGUGGCUGGGUAACGUCAGAAAAAGCAAAGGUGAUUUAGCACGAUGUCAACAAACUCGUGAAAAACGUGUUCGCGUUCAUCAAGAUGCUAUUAAAAAGAGAGAAGAGGCUUUUAAAGAAUUAGAAGCUCAAAAAGCCAAUACUGAAACACGACGAAAAGAUCUAGCAGCUAAGAAGAAGAAAUUAGAAGAGGUCAAACAAAUCGAAAAUGCCCAAACAAGUGUUCUCGCUACUACAGAAAAACGUCUUGCCGAUCUUCAACGUCAAUUUGACAAUAGCAAAAAGAAAGUAGCUGAUACAGACAAAAGAUUAAAACAAACCAAAACUCAACUGAAAAAUCAACAACAACAAAUGACUACUAUCAAAAGUUCAGUCGAUAAUUUAACUAUAAAAAAGAACGAUUUAAAUCAUCGUGGUCAAAAUAUCAAUAAAGAAGCAGAGAAUCAUAAUGGACAAUAUCAAGCAAAAUUGAAAGAUAAAAUGACCAAAGAUGCUGAAAUGUCCCAAUUGAAACAAAAUCAUAAUCGUCUAAGUACACAAGUGCAACAAAAACGAAAUGAAAUUGCUAAUCUUCAAGCUCAAAUGAAAGAGAAACAAGGCAAAGAGUCCGUGAUCAAGGGACGACUCGAAAAUGCAGAACAAUCUUUAGUUAUGAUCACCAGAUCAAUUACUGAAUUACAAGGAGAUCUUCGUGAACAGAAGAAAUUACAAGAUCAAGCAAAUAGACAGAAGACAAGAUAUGAAACAGAAGCUAAUACACUCAAAUCGAAAAUAGAAAAAGCUGAAGGCGAUCUAGACCGUCUUGAAGAAGACCGCCGUCGUUUAGAUCGAAUGUUACAAGACAAAGAACGAGCAUUAUCUGAAAAACAAAAUGAAAAAGAUCGAUUAGGUUAUGAUUUACGACGUCAAGAAGAAGAUCUCAAUUUCAAAAGAUCAGAACUUCAAUUUCAUGAACAAGCUAAACUCAAAGUUGUUCAUGCUCUCAAUGAAAAUGAGCAAAAAUCUAAACAAAUCGAGAAAAAUAUCCGAAGUAUCAACAAAGAAAUCGAUGCAAAAAAUUCUCAAAAACAAGCAGCCGAGCAAAAGUUCAAUGAAUCUCAAAGAGAAGUCAAUAAUACCAAACGUGAAUUGGACAAUUUUAAGAAACGUUUGACAGAAAAGAAACAAGAAUACGAAAAAAGUCGACAAAAACAGUCAACAUAUCAAAAUGAAUUGGAUGCUUUACAAAGCAAAAAUAGUGAUCUUCAGCAACGAAUAUUCCAAAAUCAAAGCAAUUUAAAUGCAAGAGUAUUGAAUGUUCAACAACUAAGUGUGAAUAUUGGUAUAAAAGAAAAUGAAAUACGAAAAGGUCAACAAGUAAAAACUGAUAAUCGACACGCAAACAAAGUAGUAGAAGAAGAAGAUGAAAAAGUGGAUGAAAGCAGAGAAGAAGCCAGACGUCCCCGCCAAAGAAGAGGCAGACGUGAAGAAUACAGUGAUGAAGAUGAAGAUCGACGAACUACCCAUAGACAAAAUUAUGCAUAA
Rotaria sp. Silwood2 is the source of this 1971-nucleotide messenger RNA. Lineage: Eukaryota; Metazoa; Rotifera; Eurotatoria; Philodinida; Philodinidae. The record is from the annotation of a GenBank genome assembly.